AUGAGUGGAAUGGCAGGUGACUACUCAACCACAGAUGCGGAAGCCAACGAACGGUUCACUACCAAAACAAAUACCACAGACACAGUGACCGGCCGCGUCCGGGAAUCUGCUAGUCAUGCCCGCGAGAAACUUGCCGAGGAGUUCCAGCCAGGAGAUACAAAAGCCACCACCCGUCGUCUGUCGGAUACACCUGGUAAUGUGUGGGCAUUCGGACAAGAUCGUACAAGAGAAGAGCCGGAUUAUGGCUUGGAGAGGAAUAAGUCUAUGUUGCAGUCGGCGCAGGAGACGGUUGCUAAGGCUCUUGGGGGAGGAUCUCGUGCCAUGGGUUCCAGUUCUAAAAAGAAGAAGGAGAAGUCCAAGGACUUCCAGAAACCUAAACUCAGAGUUGGCAAAACCAAGGCGAAGCCCGACAACUACACCGAUACCAGUUUCAAAUCGAAGUCGAUUGUCCUGACACAACAAUCUCUCCACCUUGCCGCCCCAACUUCAAAUGCCACAUUCACACACAACCUAUCUCUCCUCAACGUCAAGUCCGACAGCCAACGACGCGACUCGCUUGCUUAUCUGACGACAACGAUAUCCUCUCGGCCAGUGAACUCGCCAUUACCGCAACCAGUGAGCAUCAUUUUGCCGUAUUUGUUACCUCUCAUCCUCGAUGGAGCCACCAACGUACGGACCCAGCUCCUCAAGCUCUUGCGGGCCCUGCCACAGGGCGAUGUGCAGGACCAUGUCGCACAGCUCCUUCCAUACGUUCGUGCAGGAAUGACCCAUCUUGCAGCGGACAUCCGCAGUUCCUCCGUGGAGAUCCUGUCAUGGAUGGUCGAGGCAGCAGGAGACGCAACAGUUUCCAGUGCGGGAGGAUGGAUCAAAACACUCAACUGCUUUUUGUCUGUGCUGGGCUGGCACACCGAAGAGUCCUCGCAAUGGUCCUCGUCCCGCGCUUCCUUCGGCAAGGCUGGUAGCCAGGGUAAGCCCAUGGUGAAGACGCUGGGAGUCCUGGCGGAGUUUUUGGAUGCGGGAAUUGGAAAACCCUCUAGUGGGGGCGACGGCGAGAUGUCUGUUGAUGAAGAUGAGAGCUCUGACUGGCCUUUCCCUCUUUGCCAGACUGCUCAGCACAUGGUCUCAGAGUCAUCUACUCCGUUCGCGUAUUUGAAUCUUUCUGCAAAGCCGCGCGACGAAGAAGGAGAGAUGUACGAAACUCGCGAAGAUCGGUAUCGCGUGUUUGCGGAUCGGUUCCAAAAGGCCAUGGAGCGUGGUCUGAAGGGCGCCAGAGAAGAAGGUGGCGAGCUGGGUCGUGCAUCAUCCAGCGUGACCAAGGUGUUGAAAGAAGCAAUUGCUUAUGGACCGGGGCCCUGA
Molecule: messenger RNA, 1356 nt
Organism: Penicillium paradoxum
Lineage: Eukaryota; Fungi; Ascomycota; Eurotiomycetes; Eurotiales; Aspergillaceae
Product: IPI1/TEX10 family protein
Exons: 7
Coding region: 1-1356 (451 amino acids)
Biological process (GO): rRNA processing
Cellular component (GO): nucleus
Source: RefSeq, a predicted model, not a curated record